CAUCCCUACUCAAAACUUUUUCUUUUCUAUCUUCCAUCUUCCUAAGCUUCAACAGAGCGAUAUGGACACUGAAUAUUCAUAUAACCGGUCCAAUAUGCUUGAAUUAAGUUGAGGAGUACUACUUUGCUAUGUUUCAAUUUAUGUAAUUUUUUUCCUUAGUCCGUUUUAACAAGAAUGAUUUCUUUCUGAAUUUGAAAACAGUCUAAGUUAAACUUCUCAAUUUACUCUUAAUAAUAAACGAUACCCAUACAAAUAUUAUAACGUGUAAAAUCACACAAGUCUCAAAAGUCUUAUACCACACAAAUGUAAUGGCAUAUUUAAGACCACAGUUCCAAAAGUCUUUAUCUCUUUCUUAAACUCUAUACUCACCCAAAUAGGUUCAUAAAUUAGAACAAAUGGAGUAAUAGUUAUUAUUUCCAUUGUUCUCCUGAAAAAAACACAGAGUAAAAUAAAAAGGGAGCGAAAAUAGUGAAAAGGCUACAUUUUCUUAACUUGUACUUGGUACUUUUCUAGACUUUAAUUUACAAGUUUCGCAUUCACGGCAAGGUUUAUAAAAUGAACAAGAAUAUCGGUUUCUUGUAAAGUGAACUAAGUAGAUCUUGUAAAACUUUCAAUAAAAGUUUGGGUUCUUAAAAUACAGGUGGGUGUUUAGUGUUAAUUAGUUUAGAAGUGAACUAAUUAGUAGGUCAUGCAUUUUUUGUUUAUUUUUUACCUUUGUUCUUUAAUUUACAUGUUGUGAAUUUGUGAUGCUAUUUAUAUUUGAUUCGAUCCCUUAUAAUAAAUUGUUACUUAAAAGGCUUCAAUAUAUAUAGAUCCUUUGAUACACAAAACUAAAUAUUUGCGACUUGUUUCUUGGAGAAUAUCAUAAUUAUUACAUUAGACAAGAUAUAUGAUUGUAUUUUUUCUGUUUGGUUAUUUAUAGUUAGACAAGUCUUCUAUCCUUGGAGAUACUAUACAGUACAUGAAAGAACUUCAAGAACAGGUAAAACUACUUGAAGAGACAAAGAAAAACACCUGCGAAAAUAAUGAUUCCUCUACCUCCAAGGACCAAGUUGAAGGAUCAAAGAUUAAGGCAAGGAUUUUGGACAAAAGUGUACUUAUUAACAUCCAUUGCAGCAAACAAGAUGGAAUGGUGGGAAAAGUGUUAUUCCAAAUGGAGCAAUUGCAUCUUUCAGUCCAUGACAUUAGGAUCAUGCCUUUUGGUCAGACCAACCUUGAAAUAUCAAUUCUUGCUGAGAUGGAAAAUGGAUGUUGCAUAACUGUGGAGGAUAUUGUAAAGGACCUCCAAAUCAACCUUCUGGAGCAAGUUUAGCAUGAAUGAUCUCUCCUCCUGAUCUUCUCUAGGUUACCUUUUCCCUUGUUGCCCUAGACCUCGUAAAUAAUAAAAAGAUACGUUUUUAAUUACCUAUGUGUAUAAUUAAUUGAGAGCUCUUUUCGAGAUUGUGUGA
Lycium barbarum (goji berry) is the source of this 1448-nucleotide messenger RNA. Its product is annotated as transcription factor NAI1-like. Bases 962 to 1312 code for a protein of 116 amino acids. The transcript is spliced from 2 exons. Lineage: Eukaryota; Viridiplantae; Streptophyta; Magnoliopsida; Solanales; Solanaceae. The record is from RefSeq and is a predicted model, not a curated record.